UUCCCUUAUUUGACAGCAGGGGCUUGUUUUCAGCACAAAACAACAAGGAUGAAGGUUUCAAGCGGCGAUCCUGGAACAAGAAAAAACAGGGGACGCAUAUUUAACUGAAAGACCAUCGGGUUAACCUUUACCUCGCUGCGGGUGUUGUUAAUCUAAGGCAGAUCUACACCAAUAUCGACCAAACUGCAGCUGAAUCUGUCUCAAGUGGCUCUCUAGAAUUGUUGUUGUUAGCUGCUAAUGCUAACCAUAGAAGUUACGAGCUAACUGGCCUAGAAGGCUAAUGUUUAAGGCUAGUCUAGAUUAAUGAAUUAGCUCCUUAUCGGUGUUUGGCUCACCAUGUCGCAGGGAGUAAACUUGAUGCUGUGUAGCUAAUGGAGAGAUCCUGCCAUAGCUUUAGUUUUUUAGGAACUGCAGCUUUGGCUAAGUUUGUAAAGUACCAACGCUUAUAGUCGCCUAGCCAGCGAGUUAGCCCACAUCCUUGGAAGAAUGAGUAGAAAACAUCGUCAUUUUAAAGGAGCAGAAGUCAGCUGCUGCGUCAAAUACUUCUUAUUUGGAUUCAACAUCAUAUUUUGGUUACUAGGAGCAGCAUUCUUGGCCAUCGGCCUGUGGGCAUGGGCGGAGAAGGGUGUGCUGUCCAACCUGUCGUCCAUCACAGACCUGGGGGGCUUCGACCCCGUGUGGCUCUUCAUCGUGGUGGGCGGGGUCAUGUUCAUCCUGGGCUUCGCCGGCUGCAUCGGCGCACUCCGAGAGAACACUUUUCUGCUCAAAUUUUUUUCAGUCUUCUUGGGUUUGAUCUUCUUCUUGGAGCUAACAGCAGGGAUCCUGGCAUUCGUGUUCAAGGACUGGAUCAAAGACCAGCUCAACUUUUUCAUUAACAAUAACAUCAAGGCCUACCGGGAUGACAUCGACUUGCAGAACCUCAUUGACUUUGCACAGGAAUAUUGGUCGUGCUGCGGAGCUCAUGGUCCGGACGACUGGAACCUGAACAUUUAUUUUAACUGCACCGAGCACAACCCCAGUAGGGAGCGCUGUGGAGUACCCUUCUCCUGCUGUGUCAAGGACCCUGCUGAGGAUGUCAUCAACACACAGUGUGGUUACGAUGUACGACUUAAAGGGGAUCUGGAUCGACAGAAAUACAUCCACACAAAGGGCUGUGUGGGCCAGUUUGAAAGGUGGCUUCAGGACAACCUCAUCAUUGUGGCUGGGAUCUUUGUGGGAAUUGCACUUUUACAGAUUUUUGGUAUCUGCCUUGCCCAAAACCUUGUCAGUGAUGUCAAAGCUGUCAAAGCCAACUGGUGACAGGAGGGGGCGCCACAUCCCUCUGAUCGGCACACUCUAGCCCAGUCCAGCCGAGGACACAGCACAAACGCACUCACUGAGCUACUCUUCAUCACUCACCUGAUGACGAGACCAACCAAACAUUUGACAAAACUGUUGUUUACCACUCGAUCGGGUGCUGACCCAAAUAUUCAGAGGACCUUCUUGUUUUCAAAGCUAGUUUCUUAAAUUUAUGUUUUUCUGAAGUAGUUACAAUGGACAUGUGUUUUAUUAAGGGCACAAUUGCACAAGGACUCCUUUUGAAACUGGAGAUUGGAAAGCCAUGUUUGACAGAAAAACUGGACUCAACUAAGACGAAGAAAGAGAAAUAUAACCCCUGUUUAUGUCAAGUUUGUCAUUCAUCAGACAGGUGACAGUUUGGAUUUGUGCUUUUUAAAGUGCUGAGCCCACUUCCUGCUGACAAGAUGCCACCAACACAGAGGACAUCCUGUGUGUUGUUUUCCUCCUAUGACCUUUAAUGACCACUGAGCGACUCAAAACGAGCCAAUCCACUUCAAAUGUAAAAAAAAAAGUUUAAAGUGCCGUUAAAUUCUUGCAAUUUAUCUCUGCCCUCCCUGUUCUUCACAUGGCAUUUCUGUACCACCCGCCCCAGAAUACCUCAGGGCCUCACUCAAAUGAUAUGCUUUCUCUUGCUAUGCUAUCUCCUGUUCCCAUCCCGUGUCUGUUGAAUUUAGAUAGAGAAUAACUUAAACCAGAAAGCCAGAAGCCGGUUUUGCUUGAAAGUCACCCCGUUUCCCCUGCAGCGAUUGUAUUAGCGGCUAAUUUACUGAAGGAUGUAUUGUGUUCUGUGGAUAGCCCUGGUUAGGACAAUAGCACGUGGGGAAAAGGGUCUAGCGAUUUGAGAUUGUGCGUUAAAACUCCCAGCAUCCCUCUGGCACACAGGGAUGCGGGCUUGGGGCCUUUAUUUUUUUACUUGAUUUGUGUUACCACAUUUGUCUUACGCUUUGUAUGUUUCAGAUUCUACAAUGUUUUAAAAAAAUGUUUCUUUCAAGCUGUUUUGUUUGACAUCAUACGGCACCUGUUUACCUCUCAUGACUUUACUGCAAAAAAAAUGUCGUUUUAGCAGUCAAAAUGGAGACCAAAUAUUAUCAGCUGGCCGAGAGGGCUGUGGUUCUAUCUGACUCGGCCAACAUGUGAAUUUAUUGUCCCUUUAUGUGGGAAGUGCCAGUUUAUUUGAUGAAUCAAACAAUUAAAAUGUUACAUUAUCAUUUUUAUCUGUAUUGCAUAUUGUCUCUUGUUUUUAUUGGUCUGUUUUUAUAGAUUAGUGAUAUGCUGUAUGCUCUGUCACUAUUUUAACACAAAUGCUGCUUUAGAGAGAACUAGUAAACUAACACCCUCUUUAUAAAUCGUGGCUUUUGAAACACUUCCACGUAUUUUAUAUUAAUUCCUACUUUUUUGCCCCUUUUCCACGUUAUAUAUAGCUGCAAAUGCGUAACUCACUUUCGAAGGCAAUGAACAGCUCCGAGCUGCUUCAUCUUGUUUAUCCCCUCUAAAUGUGUUUUUCAAAGCAACUAGCUCCACUUGAUAAAUCCACUGAACCAACUUAAUGAAAUUAGUGGCUGUAACAAUUCAUAAUACUUACCCGAAACCCCUUGCACUGCAGCCUGCCAAGUUAAAAGAGGACUACCAUUCAUAUCCAGUGACAGCUCGCAAAGUUUGUACACAGUUUGAAUAUGUAUUUUCAUUUUUGGUGACAGCGCCUUGUGAUCAUGCUACCAGUGCACGCUGCAUGUUUCUUCUCCAUCUUCAAAACAGCUGUUGGUUCAGAUCUGCGUCAGUUAGGAGAAGGCUGCCAUUUUUGGUGUAUUUUUAAACACUGGGCCUGUUUGAAUAGAGUAUGACAAAAGGAAGGUCUGCGGGAAAACAAAAUGGUGGAAAACAAAAGGGAUUUAAAUUUAGACAAUAUGAAUGUGCAGAGGGUUUUUUGUGGGUUUUGUUUCACAGGUGCAGUGCAAAAGACUGCUCUGAGCUCUGCCUUAUGAGUGCCCAUUCAUUUAACAGCUUUAGUUAUCAUCAUUGAACCCUAGAGAAGAGUGUGAAAUCAUUUGUACUUUAUCUAACUCCACUUGGCACAAACAUUUGCAAACAAACAUCAAAUCAGCAGCUUGUUUUUAUCGUUUACAUCUUUCUGUGUCUUUUAGCCUGACCACCCAGCCACGUUUAUUUUCUAAACAAAUUGGAGUAUGGAGUUGCAUCCAUUAAAGCUGCUUCUCUGCCUCUCCAUGUUUUUCUUGGACCAUUAUUUAUUCUAUAAUGUUAUUGCACAUUUUAUAUAAUAAUAAUGAUGCAUUAGUCUUAUGUUACACUUUUCCAGACUCUCAAAUUUGCUUUACAAUUAUUCAUUCAUUCCAUACUUGGUGGUGUUAAGCUACCGUUGUCGUCACAGCUGCCCUGGUGUCGACUGACCACCAACAACACUCCACAUUCAUACUAGGCCAAGAGGGCUAUGUGUAAAGGGGUUGUGGGUGAAAUGUCUUGCCUAAGGACACAACAACUGUUUUGCCACUGGUGCCCCAUUGUGGCACCAAAUAUUGCCAGUGGUCUCCUGUCCAAGUACUAACCAGAGCCAGCCUUAUUUAGUUUCUGACAUCUGACUAGAUCAGCCUUCAAUCAUAGAUUCAAUGCAUAGUGCUUACUAUACAUUAUUUUAUGAUUGAUUAUGUAAAAUUAAAUCAGAUUAGGCUUUUCUUCAUCUGUUGCUCCUUUAUCGAUUAUUUACUUUGUGCAUACUUACCCAUUGUAUUACAUUGAUCCUAUAUAAUUUCUUUGCAUGUAUUUUUUGAGUGUUUAGGGUAAAUGUCUGUAUAAUACCUUUACCCAAUCAAACUCAAAUUGAUCACAAACCAACCAAUACCAGGAUAGAAUGGAAAAUAAACAUGGCUGGUCCGUCUAGUAUCUCAGGGCAUUCUUCUCCACAUUAAAAUUUGUAAAACGCAUUUUCGUAUGCAAAUUCUGCCUUCCCAAGCAACACUUAAGACACCAUUAACCAGAUAUCUUCAUACUAACAUCAUCCUCAUGUUUCGCUUUGGGGCAGGUCUUCAGUAUGCAUCCAGCUAUGUCUUGAUUCAACCAUUUUUGCUAAUUGCGGUUUGUAAUUCGUUUAAUUCAGUGUGGAGGCUGAGAGGGAGCAUGCUAAUUGUGUUUUGUCCUUUAUCACAAUGGCUUUGCACCAAAUGGUCUCUUCGCUUUCCCCAAUGGGCAGUGAUAUGAUUCCCGAGGAGCAGUCUGUGAAUGUAGACGAUGUACUCGCAUGGACCUAUGUAUUUGUUACCGACGGCAGCCUAAUUAUGCAGAACAAUGCACAGCAACGUCAACAAUGUGAAUGACAAGCAUUUCUACAUGUUUUAACACGUUUCUGAGUUAUGUAAGCAUUCCAGUUAUGCAACCUCACAUCUUUUAUAUAGGGAUAUGCCAGUGACGUAAUAAGUAACAAAUCAAGUAUAAGUUAAUCAAACAUAAAUAAUGCAGGUGAAGUGAAGAAUGAUUGUUCAACAUGACAUGACAUGAAUGUUUCACAAUAUGGCUUUAAACAUAUCUAUUUAUUAUUUAUUUUGUUUUUAUUGCUCAGAAAUACCUGCAUUCUUACUAACUUAGCCUGGUUGCACCUGCUGCUUGUUUCUAUGGGGAUAGAUAAGUUUAAUGCCAUACUGUGGAGCAUUCUCAAUUUCAUAUCCCCCACCAGAAUUGACUAGUUUUGGAUUAAGGAUAACUUUGGCCUGAUUGUGAUCAAUACGACUUUAUAAAUGUACCUUCAAAAAAAUAAUGAUAAUAAAAUAAAUAAAUAAAUGUACCUUCAAAGCUGCAGGUUGAAAUGUUUGACUAUUCAAAAUACGUCACAAGUUGUUUUGAUUUGUUUUGUUUUCGGCGACAAUAUAGAAGCCAUAAUUAGUACAGACUAUUGACAGUCUCACUAUUUGGGCUAUUUCUCACCACAUAAUGUCCUCAUUCAUUGACCCAUUCCUGCAAAUGGCUGUAAACAACAUGCAUAAUUCAAAUUUUAAUCACAUUUCCAUUUCAUCUUUAAAUCUAAUGACUUUUUUUAAUUUUUGCAACAAAACAAACUGCAUCAUUAUUACAUUUUUUCCCUAUUUCCUUUGGCUAUUGUAUGCUUUUGAAGUUUGCUUAUACAUAACUGUCUUAAAGCUUCCUCUCCAUGAUAUUAUAGAAAAAGUAGCAAAUUCAAUCUGAACCCUCUCCUCAUCACGCCCAGAUGCAGGUCACAUGACAUGCCACCAGGAAGUGCCCAAAGCAUCAGCCAAUCAGCAUUCAUGACUUCAUGUCCAUGAGGAUGUUAUAGCAAUAUCUCAGUAGUUAGUGCUGACUGCUCCAUAUCAGUUGAAUUGACAAGACGUGAGGAGACUGUGAAAUGCUUUUGGUAUAGCAGUAAUACUAUUUUAUGACCCUCCCUGAAUGCCCUCUGUUGGGCUUUCAUUCAACUGUAUUGUUAACUGUUGAUUCUCACCAAUGCAGGACUUUUCUGAAUGGGUUGCCUUGUAAAGAAUUAUUGUACAUGUAUAGAAACUGUGGGACCUGGUCUGUUACACUGUAUAUUGUGCUGAAUAAUGCCUCUUUCAUAUAAUAAAGGAUUUAUUACAACA
Messenger RNA from Boleophthalmus pectinirostris (great blue-spotted mudskipper), 5936 nucleotides. RefSeq names its product tetraspanin 17 (gene tspan17). The coding region runs from base 487 to 1299 and encodes 270 amino acids. The transcript has 8 exons. Gene Ontology annotation, biological process: protein maturation; protein localization to plasma membrane; regulation of vascular endothelial growth factor signaling pathway. Gene Ontology annotation, cellular component: membrane. The record is from RefSeq and is a predicted model, not a curated record. NCBI's taxonomy places the organism in Eukaryota, Metazoa, Chordata, Actinopteri, Gobiiformes, Gobiidae.